Messenger RNA from Cantharellus anzutake, 2450 nucleotides. RefSeq names its product replication factor-A protein 1. The transcript is spliced from 10 exons. The record is from RefSeq and is a predicted model, not a curated record. The coding region runs from base 239 to 2080 and encodes 613 amino acids. Gene Ontology annotation, molecular function: DNA binding. Gene Ontology annotation, biological process: DNA replication; DNA repair; DNA recombination. Gene Ontology annotation, cellular component: nucleus. Lineage: Eukaryota; Fungi; Basidiomycota; Agaricomycetes; Cantharellales; Hydnaceae.
CACAACAAUCGCAAAAAUACUGCUAUUGAGAACUAGGUCAUGGGUUUGAAUGUUUCGUGCAAGUUCGGCCUAAGAAGAUGGUCUAGUACGGAUUUAAGCCGUAUCUCCGUGACGCGCCUUUCAUCUCAUCCUCAACCACGCGCCGAAGCCUUCGCCGCGUGAUCGCGUCCCUUGUAUCCCACUUACGGUCUUAUACGCAUAAGAAGACACUUGAGACUCAUUACGGCGCGGUACCAGCAUGACCAACCCGCCUGAACUGACGUCUGGAGCAGUUGUAGAGUUGAUGCGUUCUGACGGCGACUCCUCGCCAAACUUCCAGCCUCGCCUUCAGCUCCUUGGUUUUAAGCCACUGGGUGCGCAGAAUGCAGACCCGAGUGCGCCUGACCGGUAUCGCCUCAUGGUCUCGGACGGAGAGCAUCUCUGCCAGGCGAUGCUAAACACCAAACUGAACUAUCUUCUUGAGCAAAAGAUUCUAGAGAAAAACUUUGUUUUCACGCUCGUACAGUACGUGAACAACGUCGUGCAAAACAAGCGGCUGUUGAUAGUUUUGAAAAUCAACGAAACUGACGUCCACCGCUUUGGUGAACGCAUUGGAUCCCCAACUGCACUGGAUCCGAAACCAGACGCGAACAUCCUUGCCGCCGCCAGUGCUGCCACUGCUGGCUCCCGAUCGCCCGCUCCCAGCUCCAGCACCACUGCUCCAGUUGAAACCUAUGCUUCUCGCAAUCCUCCCGCCGAGAAACCCCCCGCCACCUUUCCGAUUGAAGGACUAAGUCCUUACCAGAACAAAUGGACCAUCAAGGCCCGUGUGACUUCAAAGUCUGAAAUUAGGUUGUGGUCAAACAAUCGGGGUGAUGGGAAACUCUUUAGUUGCACGUUUAUGGAUGAAACGGGCGAGAUUAGAGCGACAGGGUUCAAUGCCGCAGUCGACGAACAUUAUGAGAAACUUCAGGAAGGAAAGGUGUACUAUGUCUCGCGGGCAAGGGUGAAUAUUGCUAAAAAGAAAUACGGCUCUUCCACAAAUGAGUACGAGAUUACACUCGAAAGAACCUCGGAGAUCAAGGAGUGUAUGGAUACCGCAGACCUCCCGGAAGUCAAGUAUUCCUUUGUUGAGCUAUCGCAGAUGGAAUCACAGCAGAAGGAUGCUCUUGUGGACGUAUUGGGAGUGGUUCACGAAGUUUUCCCUUUAGGCGAGAUUUACUCUAACAAGACGAACAAAUCAGUCGCUAAACGGGAAUUGACGCUCGUUGAUAACUCGGGAUAUAGCAUCCGUAUGACAUUGUGGGGCAAGCAGGCCGAAUCUUUCGACAACCACAGUAACCCUGUCAUUGCUUUCAAGGGUGUCAGGGUGGGCGAUUUUGGCGGAAGAAGCCUGGGUAUGUUCAGCGGCAGCUCCAUGCAAAUUGACCCAGAUAGUCCUCAGGCGCAUCUGUUGCGCGGGUGGUAUGAUUCAGGUGGGAAGGCAGAGACCUUCCAACCACAGACACCUGGCGGUGGAUCUGGUCCUUCUGGGAUGUCCUCUGGCGGCUUCAACCAUAAGGAACUUUACCCCAUUGCCAUCGCGCAGGAGAAGUUCCCUGGAUUGCGUGACACGCCGGAUUACUUCUCCCUUCACGCUACCAUCGUCCUCUUUCGGGAAGAGAACCUCUACUAUACGAGUUGUCCUGGGCCAAAGUGCCAAAAGAAGGUGUUGGAACAGGAUGAUGGGACAUGGAGGUGUGAGAAGUGUGCAAAAUCCUAUGAGAAUUGCGAGUAUCGUUACUUGCUCAGUGUUUCGGUUGCCGACCACACGGGUCAAGUGUUCCUUCAGGGAUUCAACGAAGUUGCCGAGCAGCUUUUGGGGAUAUCGGCGAAGGAUUACCACAAUCUGAUGCACCAAGAUUCAGAUGCCGCAAAAGCUAAACUGACCGAAGCCAAAGGUAAAGUGUGGAAUCUAUCGUGCAGGGUGAAACAAGAAACCUAUAAUGGUGUGACUCGUCCACGAUAUGGUAUUAAUCAGGCUUUUGCUCCCGACUACGCAAAGGAUGGCUUGCACCUGCUUGAGUUGGUGAGAAAAUAUCCUCCCAGCGAGGGCGCUUAAGUUCAGCAGAAGUAGUGGCUGAGAUGAGUGUUACUUCUCCAUUUUCGUUUUUUUUUCGGCUGCUUUCACUUGGUCCCACCAGCCGCUUUGUAUGACGUCGUAUAGUCUGUCUUAGUUACGGGUAUUGACUACUAUCUGAUCUGUCCCUGCCCGACUUCGCCUCGUGAGGCUCGCCGCGCUGGAGCGCGCAGAUGGGGAUUGAUUCGCCGCUUGCUGAGACCAUGGCCUGGUUGUUUUCCCGCGUGAAACCUGCAUGGCUGCGUGUGCUUUUGCUUGGACCCCAUUCACACGACUGUUGAUGUACGCAAAAUAUCCGGAGCACAAUAUUUGAGUCUUACUGUACAAGCUUGUGGCUAUGUAGUGGAAUGAG